Molecule: messenger RNA, 1465 nt
Organism: Cuscuta campestris
Lineage: Eukaryota; Viridiplantae; Streptophyta; Magnoliopsida; Solanales; Convolvulaceae
Source: the annotation of a GenBank genome assembly
CUACCAUGCCUUACACUUUCACACGCACUAAAAAAUUAACAAUCCUUGCACGUUUUUGUGUAUGCAUUUACAUGUCCAUGCUGUUAAUUCAUUUAAGCACACACACACAUACAUUUUGUGGGUUCCUUGUAAAAUUUAUGCAAUUGACGCUUCAAAUGAUUUCUUUUUGUGUUUGUGACACACUAAUGUAGUUUGUUGGUUGGUGAUCAUGAAAAUUGUCUAGGGUGGACUAUUUUUAGGAUGCUGAUUCCUGCAAAGGAUGAUGCUGACAUUAGAGGUUACAAUAUUCUCCUGAAGCCACUUUUCGAGAAGAACAGUGUCGUGGUUGAUUUCCAGUUCUUAUCUGGAGUUGGAAUUGUUAUGGUCUCGGCGAAAAAGGACUCUAAGCACUCCACUGCUCAUGCUAUUGAUGUUUUUGACGAGGUUCACAAAUAUUUUUUGAGCACCAUGCCUUGUCAGGAGUGUUGGUUAACAAGACUGCUUGUACCGGCUGCACACGCAAAAAAGUUGAUUAUUUUCCACACUUUGAAGUCCUAUCCAUGCAAUCUUAAUAUCUAUCUAACUGAUAACAUGUCAGUUUUUUCCCCUGGUGGUGUGAUUGUUGAUAUUGAAGGGGAGAGCGAGGAUGUACGUGAGGCAGCUCUGUUAAUUCUUUCUGAUCUGAGAGAGUUUGGAAUUGAUGAGAAAAUGUUGUUGGAGUUUAAAGCUGGAGAUGGUAUUCGUCCGUCAUCUUACGAAAUAUCUUCUUCCGGAUUUGCAUAUCUAGGGCUGAGGGCUCCUAGAAGGCGUGAGAUUAUACACUCAAGACGAAUUCCCUUGUUGUAUAUCGACUAUAUCAUGGGUAAAGACGGUGCAAAUCUUGACAACAUAUUUAAAUCAAGUCCAACCUCCGUUAUCUUGAAAAAGUUCAGUCUUAAGGAGGUGCUUAUUUAUAUUGUGGGCGAAUCAGUCACUGAGGUUAAGGCUGCUGAGAAGGUGAUGGAGGAUUUGAUUCCAGACAAAAAGAAAGGUGGGCUGCCUGUUUUUCAGCUCAUGCUUUCCAUGGACGUAGGCUUAGGUGGUGAGAUUUCUUAACAUAGUAUUUACUUUGUGGGCAUAAAACUAGUGUGUGGUGGGUGGGGGGAGGGGGUAGGCCUCAAAACUAAUUUGAUGUAAUUUACUUCCUUUCUUGAUGUAUCACAAUCUGCAAUGUUGUGUUUGUUGAGAUUCAAUCGUCGCUUUUCUUCGGAUUGCAUUUUGAUCUACUUCACAUAUACUUCGUCAAAUAUUUGUCGUUGGUUGCGAGGCCCGGUGUUUUACGGGCUGGAUUUGGCCUGUACACCAAGAAUGUAAGCCGGAUUGAAGAAUGUAAGCUUUUGUGUGUGUCUACACAGUACACACACAUACACCAUCUACUACCUCCGUCUCAAAGUAUUCGUCCAUUUUGACUUUUUCGAGUCCAACUAAAUGAACUUUAAAGCUUAAU